CAUCGCCGGUUCUCUGGAUCAUGCUGUUGGGAGUCUCCGGCAAGAAGAGCGAACCGAGUAUGAGAAUGGAAGCGGGAACAGUAGCCAUGGCUGAGGAGAUUCUUGUUUGACCCGAGACAAGGAUCAGUGGCACUUCGGUGUGGUUGAUGAGAUUCGCCGUUAGGGCUCCGAUUCCGAUGCUGAGUUGGAAACCGGUGUUGAAUGCUCCUCUGUACCUCGUCGGAGCCAUCUCCAAGAGAUACAAAGGGACUGAUUGCAAGAACAAAGCUGAGGGAAGCAUGACGAUGAAACCAUGAAAAUCGUGCAUCAAAGUUUAUCAGAGUAUAAUGUAUAUGAGGUGUAAACCUCAUAAUGAAACAGAAGCUUUGUAUUCGAAACUCUGUAUUUAAACUCAACUCCCUGUACAUUUUUUGGUAACAGAGUAAAUACAACUUGUAUUUUCUCUCUCUACAUGUUCUCUCUCUAUAACAAAUGCUCUCUUUCUCAAUCAUACUUUUGGCAAUCUGAUAUGGUAUCAGAGCAGUGAAAUUGCUCCGCACCGAUCUUUCUUGAUCUUUUCCAGAUUAGUUUUUUUUGUUUCAUCAUCUUCAGUUCUCUGCGAUUUCGUCAGUCUUGAAGAAUUUCAUCCAUGGAAGAACCUUUCGAAGAUCUUGAAGAAUUUCCUGAGGUACCUACCACCAAUCACUAUUAUCUCGGGUCGAGUGAUCAUACAAAUGUCAUUCUUGUUUCGGAUAGAUUUAAUGGACCAGAGGAGUUCAGUUCUUGGUAUCGCUCUGUUUCAAUGGCAUUAGAAGGAAGAAACAAAUUGUGUUUUGUCGAUGGAUCCUUACCUAGACCACUUGAGAAUCAUCCAAAUUCUAGGUUAUGGUCUCGGAACAAUGCAGUAGUUAGUUCUUGGUUGAUGCACUCAGUCUCGAAGACGAUUGCACCAAGUUUACUCCAUAUCUCUACAGCACGAGGUAUCUGGAAUAAUCUGAUUCGACGUUUUAAACAAAAUCAUGUUCCUCGAAGAUAUAGCAUUAGACAGCUACUCCGAUCUUUGUGUCAAGGAUCGUCGGAUGUUAGUACAUACUACACGAAGUUGUUUACCCUAUGGGAAGAAUUGAAAUCAGUGAAGAGCACACCAAAAUGUACUUGUGGAGGAUGCAAUUGUGAACUUGAUCAGAAGUGGUAUGAUCAUCAUGAAGAAGACUUUGUCAUUGAGUUUCUCUUUGGCCUCAAUGAUUCAUAUGAAUCUAUAAGAGGACAAAUCAUCAUGCUAGAUCCUUUACCUGAUCUGGAGAAGACCUACAAUCUGAUUAUACAACACGAGCAACAGAGAAUGAUCAAGAUUCCGAAUGUUAAUGAUUCCCAUGUCUUUCAAGCUUCAGUAAAUCCUGCUGAGAAUGUUGUUGCAGCAGUUUCUGGGGGAAAUUUCAGACCAAGACAGAGACCUCUAUGUACUCACUAUAGACUUUAUGGACACAUGGUAAAGAAGUGUUACAAAUUACAUGGAUAUCCACCGGGUUAUAAACAAACGGCUCCAGUAGUAAUGCCAAGACCACCAGCGUCUAGACCUCCUUUUCAGCCACAAUCUAUCAGGCCAUAUACAUAUCAGUCUCCACACCUCAAUAUCGACCUCAAUAUCAGAAGCCUGUUGUUGCAUCAGUUCAGACUAUGCAUGUUGUUGCAGAUUCGAGCAGAAGCCAACUUUCUCCUAUAUCAGAAUUACCAGCAGACCAAAUUCGUCAACUAUAUGAACAACUUUCUGACAAAAUGGCAUAUGUGAAUGCGACCAUCACUGCUGAUGGAGCAGCAGAACUACAACCCUCUUCGUUUGGUAUGCUUUCUACUCAUAUAUGUUCCAGUUCUUUACACGCAAAUUUUAUGCCUGCUGGUAAAUGGAUUGUCGAUUCUGGAGCUUCGACACAUGUUUGUGCGAAUAGGGAUUUAUUCUUGGAUCUUUGUACUAUUUCUUGCCAUUGUUUACGAUUGUUCACGUGCCA
Messenger RNA from Tarenaya hassleriana, 1985 nucleotides. RefSeq lists its product as uncharacterized. The transcript is spliced from 2 exons. Lineage: Eukaryota; Viridiplantae; Streptophyta; Magnoliopsida; Brassicales; Cleomaceae. The record is from RefSeq and is a predicted model, not a curated record. The coding region runs from base 629 to 1768 and encodes 379 amino acids.